This is a messenger RNA of Xenopus laevis (African clawed frog), 960 nucleotides long. Its product is annotated as olfactory receptor 13F1. The transcript has a single exon. Bases 1 to 960 code for a protein of 319 amino acids. Lineage: Eukaryota; Metazoa; Chordata; Amphibia; Anura; Pipidae. The record is from RefSeq and is a predicted model, not a curated record.
AUGACGAACCAGACGAUUGCUGUAUACUUUCAUAUUUCUGGUUUUUCUGUUUCUCCUGGAAAGCAGAUUCUUCGGUUUAUUGCAUUUUUAUUAAUUUACCUUAUUGGGUUGAUGGGUAACCUAAUUCUAAUUUCAGUGACGUUAUUAGAGUCCCAUCUGCAAACUCCCAUGUACUUCUUUCUUCGCAAUCUCGCCUUUGUAGACAUCUGUUACACGUCAGUCACCCUUCCAAAGCUGAUGGACAUUUUCCUCACGGGAGACAAUGUAGUGUCCUUUACACCAUGCUUUACUCAACUGCAUUUUUUCACGACUACAGGGUGCACGGAGGUUGUCCUGUUGACCUCCAUGGCGUAUGACCGAUAUGUUGCUAUAUGCAAUCCAUUACGCUACUCUCUAGUGAUGAACAACAGAAGUUGUACUCAGCUAGUGUUGGGCAGCUGGUUGUUUGGCUUUGUUAACUCACUCCUCGUCACCAUAUUUGCAUCCCGAUUGUCAUUCUGUGGUUCCAAAGAGAUUCACCAACUUUUCUGUGAUAUUAAGUCACUGCUGAAAAUUUCCUGUAGUGACAUUGAAGACUUCCAAUCUAUAAUAUAUCUGGAAGUUUUAAUUGCAGGGCUUUGUCCUUUCCUGCUGAGUUUGAUAUCUUAUAUUAAAAUCAUAAUGAGUGUUCUCAAGGUCCAGUCAGAUGAAGGGAGAAAGAAGACAUUUUCUACGUGUACAUCCCAUCUCACUGUGCUUCUUUUGUUCUACGGCACCAUCUUUUGCAUGUAUAUCAGACCUCCCUCAGAACACUCGGAGAACAUGGACCAGUUUUUCUCGGUUCUGUAUGUUGCUGUGACUCCCAUGCUGAACCCUUUAAUCUAUAGUUUAAGGAACCAGGAAGUGAAAAGAGCGCUAAAAAGAAUUCUUGGAAUUAAACGUACAUCUUUAUUCUGGGAACAAAUACAUUUUAAUCAGUAG